CCUGCCGUGUUGGAUGUAAACAUGAUUCACGGUCCAAAAAUAGCAACAAGAGUAGGCGAAGAACAGAGAUUGUGUGGGACUUAUCUUGGCGAUAAAGAAUUUCGUUCAUCUUCUAAGCUGCAGCAAGACUUGGGCAACAUAAGAACCGUCAAACACUUGAGCAAGAUGUCGGUGGCAGUCGAAAAUCUGAGUGGAAGGACUUUGUCAGGAUCGGAGGACUUGGAUCUUCUCUUCAAUGAAAAAGAUGGCAUUCUGUCUGAACUCACGUUCAACAAUACAGAUGAACCUUUGCUCUAUGACCAAGACUUCCCACCUGUGAGUGAUGACAUCUUCUCUAAUCUUCUCAACACGGACUUUGACCUCUCAGCUGUCCCAAAGAAUUCCUACGACCAACCUGUUGCCUCCCCCGAACACAGUGAUAGUGGCAUUUCUGAUGGCAUCAAUUCCCCUCAGUACCAGAGCGACAGCCAAUCAGGUGACAGCCCUCCACGCAUUGACGAAUUGGAAGAAGUGAUAAUGGAUUCAGCAGAUAUGUCGAGUUACCUGAUUGGCUCAGAUGAAAUGCUCAUGGAACAGACAACCAUUGAUAAAUCAGAUUUAAUUGAAUCAGGUGGCUUUGAUUGGGAUCUCAAACUUACCUCAACCGAAGCCAAGAAAGCCACUUUACCUUUGACGGUGCAAGACAUCAAAACGAUUAGUGCUACAACGGCAACAAGAACCAUAUCAACAACAGACUCGAGUUACCCCAAACUUAGACUGACAGAUGAGGAGAAGAGGUUACUAGCAGAAAUGAACAUCACCCUACCAACAGAUAUGCCUUUGACAAAGGAUGAGGAGAGGGCACUCAAGACAGUGCGACGCAAAAUUCGUAACAAGAUCUCGGCCAUGGACAGUCGUAAGCGCAAGAAGGUGUACGUGGACAAUUUGGAACAACGUGUGCAACUCUGUACAAAACAGAACCUUGAGAUGCAGAAGAAAAUGGCCAAGCUGGAGAAUGAAAACAAAUCUCUGAUGGAGCAGCUGAAGAAACUACAAGCCUUGGUUAGCAAGACAACGACCAAAGCAGCGCAUGCCAGCACCUGUGUCAUGGUGUUGCUGCUAUCAUUUGCAUUACUGAUCGCUCCAAGCUUCAACCCCUUUGGUAAAUCCAAAGACAGCCAGAUGUCUGCGGGAUACCAACCAUCAGGAGUUGUGUCAAGAACACUGAAGCAAACCGAUAUGCCCACCGAAGAGCCCUACAGUAUCAGCACAGAGCCUAGUGUCAUGGCUGACAACCAACUCGAUGAAGAUGAACCAAUCACAUUUGGCCGCUUUGCCAAGCCAUCCUACACAAAGCAAUCAGAGGUCCCAUCAGCCAGUCAAGAAGCGGGAGAUCGUUUGAAUGCAGAUUCAAAUGCCCCGUCAGCCCAUGAUGCUGCUGCCUCUCAGCUGUCGCAAGAUCCUGGGAAACCAGCGGAGGUAAAAGAAACCAGCAGGAACCAGUCAAGCACAGAUACCAGGCACAACAACCCGAAGCUCCAACGGCAAGUGACAAAAACUAUCCAGCAUGGAGACGAAAUGUAAAUAUACGACAUCUUCUGUGGUACCUGUUUUUUAAACAAAAAGUUCCAAGUCACAAUCUUAAGGCAUGACCUUUUUAAAAUUAAUUUGAAUCAUUGUGAAGUUAUUAGGAGUCAUGAUAGCAUUUGUGUGUGGGAUAUGCCUUUCAGAAGCUAUCUCGGUACAUGGAAAAUGUUGACUUUAGUGCAUGGAAAGAAGAUAUUGCGUAGGAUAUGAAAAUUUGUGUUAGGCAAAAGAUGUCAGAUUUUGAUGGGGGGUCCCAAUUUCAAAAAGAACUUUCUGGUCCGUUCUCUUUGUGUUUUGUGUGUUCUUUUCAUUGAAUAUACAAUCCAAAGGAGGUUGGUUGAAAGAAAACAGGUCUCGGUAAAUGGGCAAGAUAUUUCAACCAUUUAUUCUGUUAGUUUCUUUUUAUUUUUUGAAAAAUUAUUCAAUGACCAUGUAAUUUGCAUGUAAAUCUACAUGCAAAAGAUUAUUGACAGAUAUCUGUUAUGCCUGUACAUUAUUUGAAAUUGUUCAAAUUAACAAAGAAAUGCACAAAAUUGAAAAGGAGUAGGAAACUAACGAGUCCAUAAAAUCAAUUCACAAGUGAAGAAAUUACUUUUCUAUUUUUCUAUUUUCAUUUCAAAAUAAAUCCUACCUUAGUUCUCUUUCAACCUCCCCUUUAUAACAAGAAUACCUCAAACCAUUUUUUUCUGAAUAAAAAAAUUUCACGUCCUAUCAACCCGUAACCCCUCCUAAUCACACCUAUUAUUUCUCAAAGUUAAAUGUUAUGAAGAUUAUUCUUUAGGAUUUACACAAGAACUGUUUUUAUAUAUACUGGUAUAGAAAACAUGAUCAACAGAUGAGUUGAUUAGUGUUUAGCAAAGCUGCCUUUAAUCCAAUCGUUUAGUCCCAGAAACAACAGUUGAUUGCAAAAGUUCCCAAAUACUUCAUGUUUUAAGUAAACCUGAAUAUCUACAAAGAUAUUUAUUUCUGAAAACUAUUGUUGGAAUUGUUUUUAGUUUAGUGUUUUGAAAUCAAAUGGAAUAGGUUUAAAGAAGCUAUUAUUAUCUUUCAAGCAGUUGUAAAAUAUUUUUGUAUGGUUAUGUGCAGUGUUUAACAUAAAUAUGUACAGUUUAUCAGUAAAAGAAUUUUACUGAGUUAAUCCAGCGUCAGAUGGAAGAAGAUAAUGUAAGUAUUAGUUUAAAAUGAACGCCCGGAAUCCUUAGAAGACUCACAUUUUCGGUUUGUAUAUAUCUUGAUAAAUAAAAGAAGGUGUACAAUGAAUGCUAA
Acanthaster planci (crown-of-thorns starfish) is the source of this 2832-nucleotide messenger RNA. Its product is annotated as cyclic AMP-responsive element-binding protein 3-like protein 3-A. Gene Ontology annotation, cellular component: nucleus. Gene Ontology annotation, biological process: regulation of transcription by RNA polymerase II. Gene Ontology annotation, molecular function: RNA polymerase II cis-regulatory region sequence-specific DNA binding; DNA-binding transcription factor activity, RNA polymerase II-specific. Lineage: Eukaryota; Metazoa; Echinodermata; Asteroidea; Valvatida; Acanthasteridae. The record is from RefSeq and is a predicted model, not a curated record.